Mytilus trossulus (common blue mussel) is the source of this 1335-nucleotide messenger RNA. Its product is annotated as solute carrier family 35 member E2A-like. The transcript has 6 exons. Lineage: Eukaryota; Metazoa; Mollusca; Bivalvia; Mytilida; Mytilidae. Gene Ontology annotation, molecular function: antiporter activity. The record is from RefSeq and is a predicted model, not a curated record. Gene Ontology annotation, cellular component: Golgi apparatus. The coding region runs from base 141 to 1175 and encodes 344 amino acids.
UCAGACAUACUGAAGGUAGCCUCACCUCGAUGGUAUAUGGUGAUAUGAACGGUACUUCCUGCUUCAACAAAUUGUAACUUCAAACAUGUCAAAGAUGCUGGGUCCAAUCUACUGAAUUGAAUACUCAUUAACAAUACGCAAUGGAUAUAGUACAAACAAACAUUGGGACCAAACAGAAGGUGACAAAACAACGUGACGCUGAUGACAAGUUCGGACUGUAUAAUGUUCGGGCUGUUUUAUUCCUCAUUCUGUGGUAUAUAUUCAGUGCCUUUACAUUGUUCUUAAACAAGUAUAUUUUAUCAUCACUGAAAGGAGAUCCUGCAGUACUAGGUGGCAUGCAAAUGGUAAUGACAACCAUACUUGGAUUUAUACAAAUGAAUCUUCCAUCAGGGUUUUAUAAACCCGUCAUACGAGAAGGGAAGCCACCUAAAUUCUGGAAAAAUAUGAUAUUACUUGGUUGCAUGAGAUUUUGCACCGUAUUCCUAGGGCUAGUAGCGUUAAAGCAUGUAGCAGUUUCACUUACAGAGACAGCUAAAAGUUCAGCGCCAUUAUUUACGUGUUUUAUUUCGUAUGCUUUGAUUGGAGAGUACACAGGAAUUUACACAUUUAUGUCUCUGAUUCCAAUAAUGAGUGGAUUGGUCCUGUGUUCUGAAUUUGAACUUAGUUUUAAUGCUAAAGGCUUUAUUGCAGCCUUAGCUACAAAUUUAACUGAUUGUUUGCAGAACGUGUUUUCAAAAUCAUUAAUAAGUGGUGAAAAGUACAGAUAUACGCCUGUGGAACUACAAUUUUACACUAGUAUUUCAUCAUUAGCUGUACAAAUUCCAGCGUGUUACUUCAUGAUAGAUAUGGGUUCUACUAGUAAGACAUUCGAUACUUUUACGUUCUCAGCUUACGUAGUUGAUGGAAUAUGCUUUCACUUUCAAAGUCUAUCAGCCUAUGUUCUGAUGAGCUACAUAUCACCGGUUACUCACAGCGUUGCCAAUACAGUUAAACGAGCAUUGCUUAUUUGGAUAUCUAUAUUAUUAUUUGGUAACCCUAUGACAUUUCUAAGUGGACUAGGGACUGUUAUUGUUACCAUUGGUGUUCUCUUGUAUACCAAGGCUAAAGAGGUGGACCACAAUAGGAGAGAACUUAUACAGAGUUAUCCAAGGCUUGGAGAAACAAAAGAUGUUUGAUUUUUAAAUACAUAUGAUAAGGUUCGUGUUUCUAUAGGAUACUUUAUGAACCUUCAAUAGGAAUUCUCAACUUGAACAACAGCUGGUUUCAUUUUCCAUUUUCUACAUUUGAAAAUGCCUGUACCAAGUCAGGAAUAUGACAGUUCUUGUCUAUUCGUUU